UUCAUUUUGACUUUCUGUUAUCCACGUGGUGAUAUUUAAAAGCGUAAACGAUAUUUAAAUAAUUGAUGACAUCUAAUCUUCGUGUUUCAGUGAAGCUCAAAUAGAGAUUUAGUUGGCGAUGGCGGAAAUAUCGUCCGAACGAGACCUUAAUUCUAAGAGAUCGUCGUACAUUGAUUGGGAUGAAUAUUUCAUGGCUAUAGCGUUCCUUUCCGCAAAACGGAGCAAAGAUCCCUGCACCCAGGUCGGCGCGUGUAUUGUUAAUAAUGAUAAACGAAUUGUCGGCAUUGGGUAUAACGGAAUGCCCAUGGGAUGUGAUGAUGAUGAGUUUCCAUGGGGAAAGAGCUCUCGCAACGGUUUAGAUACAAAAUAUCUUUACGUAUGUCAUGCAGAAAUUAAUGCAGUUCUAAAUAAGAAUUCAAGCAAUGUUAAAGACUGUACAAUGUAUGUUGCUUUGUUUCCAUGCAACGAAUGUGCGAAAGUAAUAAUACAAUCUGGCAUAAAAACAGUAAUAUACAUGUCGGAUAAAAAUGCUCAUAAAGUUGAAGCAAUAGCUGCAAAGAAAAUGUUUGACGCUGCUGAUAUAAAGUAUAGGCAAUAUAUCCCCAAAAAUCAGAAAAUAGAAAUUAAUUUCAGUGAUAUUAAUUGGAAUGAGAUGAGUCAAUUACCACAAACUCCAACAAAACCAGAAGAUUAAAAAAGGAAGAUUAAAAUUAUCAUAUCAAUCAUUAUUGUAUCAUGUGUAUAUGAACUAAUAUGAAUACUAAUUGUAUCUUAUUUUUGUAUGUUUUAUUCUUUUACAGAAUAUAUUUUACCUAAAUAAA
Molecule: messenger RNA, 821 nt
Organism: Formica exsecta
Lineage: Eukaryota; Metazoa; Arthropoda; Insecta; Hymenoptera; Formicidae
Product: deoxycytidylate deaminase
Exons: 4
Coding region: 119-694 (191 amino acids)
Biological process (GO): dUMP biosynthetic process; dTMP biosynthetic process
Cellular component (GO): cytoplasm
Molecular function (GO): dCMP deaminase activity; zinc ion binding
Source: RefSeq, a predicted model, not a curated record